AGACUCGGGCAAUCCAUAUCAGUUGCAUUUCGAUAAGAUCUCAAUUAUCUUUAAUUGUAAACAAGGCGUAUCAUCGACCUAAUUAUUGUUGCAUUUAGAAACUUAUAUCUAUUGGAAAUAUUAAAUAGGCGAUUAAAGACGCCUAUUAAAAAUUAACUUGUCAAAUUGAAUAUCUUUUACUUUCUUUUUUUUUCUUUUUCUAUCGCGAUCGGUAUUAGACCGACGCUAUCGACGAUAUCGAACGUUGAUAUUAAAAACGUAGAAAUCUGCCGGAGAGCUUAAUAUAUCUUAACCUCUAAUAUCUUAGGAGGUAUCUACAAGAUCGACGAUCCCUCCAUCUCUAAGAGUAUGAUUCGCAUUUCGCAGUUGUGUAUACGAAUAUGAAGCCGUCCAGUGUAUUCUAAUAGAGAGAAUUUAUUUUGUGACGUUGAUUUUACGUUAAUUAAAAUGGUUAAUCAUAUCAGAGAAUAAAAUUGUAAAUCCACUCGCAGACGAUCCGUCAUGUCAACGAUCAAAGGAGAUAACGAUAAAGAUGAGAAUUUUAAGAGACAGGGUUCAUUUAGAAAGCUUUUGCCAACGAACGUCAACGGGGACUCCCAAUUGAGCAUGUCAGUAAAAAUGAUCGAUAGACCGAAUAUCUCUCAAACCAGCAAAGAUUAUGCAGUUUUCUUACAGGAGUAUAAUAUUCUUUCGGAAUACAACAUACUGCGAAUCCAAGAUUUAAAAGGAAUUUAUGUCAUACCAUCGGCACAGAAUUCUUUUGUUUGGUUUGGAGUUCAAUUCAUUCGACAAGGGAUUUAUCAAGGUGGAGUCUUUAGAUUUACUCUCACGUUGCCUGAAAACUUUCCAGACGGUGGAUGUCCCAAAGUUGUAUUUCAAACCAAUGUCUUCCAUCCGCUUAUAAAUCCAGAGACAGGAGAAUUAUGUACAACUUGGGCUUUCGUCGAAUGGAAAAGAAAUAAUAGGGUAUGGCAAUUGAUACAGUACAUAACAAAAAUACUUACUAAAGUAGAUACAAGAAUGACGCCUAUAAAUCAAGAAGCAUCCAUUUUAUUGCAAAACAAUUUUGAUCAGUUUCGAGAACGAGCCAAAGAAUGCGUGAGGGAAAGUUUGAAUCAAGUAUAUAAUUCACCGGCAUUCGAGGAUCCGCAUUAUAUCACGUUCACUCCGUACAUACCAGAAUUGCAUGAUCCCGUUAAGCAACAAAUAUACGAAACAAAGGGAGUAGAAGAGAAUCGAGCGUUAGGACUUUCGUGGGUUCAACCUGGUUCCCUUCAGCCAUUCUCAAAGCCAGAAUCCAGAUAAUGAGGAGUUCCAUUAUUUAUCAUAGCAAUGAUUUAUACCAUUACGAAUUUAACUACAUAAGCACAAGCCUUGCUCUCUCUCUCUCUCUCUCUCUCUCUCUCUCUCUCUCUCUCGAUGAUUAAUAUAAUGAACAGACUGUUAAUUGAAAUUAUAUUUUUGUAUAAACAGAGUCGAGAUAUAUUUGAAAUCUAUGCCAUUUUGCGUCGAUGAAAUAAUUACCAAUGCGUUUAGUCGAUUUGAAAAUACAACCUAUUCUUACUUUUUUACUUUCUUUUUGUGAUAAUAUCAUAGAUCUUGUUGAAGAAGAUUUUUACUUUUAUAAACGUAGGAUCAUGGACGAUCCUUUUCAAGGAAUAGACAAGGAUAAUCAAUUAUAAUUAUUUGUAUAAUGAAGGAUAAUAAAAGGUGCUUUUUUUCUCUCCCUAACCGAAAAUGAACGUUUCACACGUAUGUGACGUUCGUUUGUGCGCGAAUAUCUUUAAAAAUUUAUUAACACAAUUUCAAAUAUUUCAAUUAGUUUUUGGCGUUUUUAGGAACACGAUAAUUUGAUUGGUC
Molecule: messenger RNA, 1860 nt
Organism: Vespa mandarinia (Asian giant hornet)
Lineage: Eukaryota; Metazoa; Arthropoda; Insecta; Hymenoptera; Vespidae
Product: protein crossbronx homolog
Source: RefSeq, a predicted model, not a curated record